AUGUGAGUAUGCAGUGCUCACAAGAUAUACUUCGAAUGCUUCUAUCUCUUCAGCCAGUUCUUCAGGAUGCUAUUCAGAAAAAAAGAACAGUAAGGCCUUGGGGGGUUCAAGGUCCUCUCACUUGGCAACAAUUUCAUAAAAUGGCUGGCCGAGGCUCUUAUGGAACUGAUGAAUCCCCAGAACCACUGCCAAUCCCCACGUUUUUGUUGGGUUAUGAUUUUGAUUUUCUGGUGCUUUCUCCAUUUGCUCUCCCUUAUUGGGAGAGACUUAUGCUGGAACCCUAUGGAUCUCAAAGAGAUAUAGCUUAUGUUGUACUAUGUCCAGAAAAUGAAGCCUUGUUAAAUGGAGCCAAAAGCUUUUUUAGAGAUCUUACUGCAAUAUAUGAGUCUUGUCGAUUGGGUCAACAUAGACCUAUUUCUCGACUAUUGACGGAUGGGAUCAUGAGAGUUGGAUCUACUGCAUCAAAGAAACUAUCAGAAAAGUUGGUAGCAGAAUGGUUUUCUCAGGCAGCUGAUGGUAACAGUGAAGCAUUUUCUAAACUCAAGCUUUAUGCACAAGUCUGCAGAUAUGACCUAGGUCCUUACCUUGCUUCCCAGCCAUUGGACAGCUCUCUACUUUCCCAACCAAAUUUAGUUGCCCCUACAAGUCAGCCUUUGAUUACUCCACCUCAGAUGACAAGUACUGGAAAUGCUAAUAUUCCAUCUGCCACCCUAGCAUCUACAGCGAGCAGCACUGUGACAAUGACUUCAGGUGUUGCCAUGUCUUCUUCAGUUGCCACAGCUAACUCAACUUUGACCACAACUUCAGCUUCAUCUUCAUCAUCCUCCAACUUGAAUAGUGGAAUGUCAUCAAAUAAACUACCUUCAUUUCCACCCUUUGGCAGUAUGAACAGUAGUGUUGCGGGAUCCAUGUCUACACAAGCAAGUACAGUUCAGAAUGGCCAGCUAGGAGGGCAACCACCAUCAGCUCUACAAACAGCUGGGAUUUCUGGAGAGUCAUCUUCGAUUCCGACUCAUCCACAUCCUGAUGUGUCUGAAAGCACAAUGGAUCGGGACAAAGUGGGCAUCCCCACAGAUGGUGAUUCACAUGCAAUCACUUAUCCACCUGCAAUUGUUGUUUAUAUAAUUGAUCCUUUUACAUAUGAAAACAAAGAUGAGAGCACUAAUUCUUCUAAUGUAUGGACUUUGGGGUUACUUCGAUGUUUUCUGGAAAUGGUCCAGACUCUUCCUCCUCAUGUUAAGAGCACUGUGUCUGUACAGAUUGUUCCCUGUCAGUACCUGUUGCAACCUGUGAAGCAUGAAGAUAGACAAAUCUAUACCCAGCAUUUAAAAUCCCUGGCUUUUUCGGCCUUUACCCAGUGUCGGAGACCACUUCCAACAUCAACCAAUGUGAAAACAUUGACUGGUUUUGGUCCAGGUUUAGCCAUGGAAACUGCUCUUAAAAGUCCUGAUAGACCAGAGUGUAUUCGACUUUAUACACCUCCUUUUAUUCUGGCUCCAGUGAAGGAUAAACAGACAGAGCUAGGAGAAACAUUUGGAGAAGCUGGACAGAAAUACAAUGUUCUUUUCGUGGGCUACUGUUUAUCACAUGAUCAAAGAUGGAUUCUUGCAUCUUGCACAGAUCUAUAUGGAGAACUUUUAGAAACGUGUAUCAUUAACAUCGAUGUCCCAAAUAGGGCUCGUCGGAAAAAAGGAUCCGCUAGAAGAUUUGGUCUACAGAAACUUUGGGAGUGGUGCUUAGGACUUGUACAGAUGAGUUCAUUGCCAUGGAGAGUUGUAAUUGGCCGUCUAGGAAGGAUUGGUCAUGGAGAAUUAAAAGAUUGGAGCUGUUUGCUGAGUCGUCGAAACUUGCAGUCUCUAAGUAAAAGGCUGAAAGACAUGUGUAGAAUGUGUGGUAUAUCUGCUGCAGACUCUCCCAGCAUUCUCAGUGCUUGCUUGGUAGCAAUGGAACCCCAAGGCUCUUUUGUUAUUAUGCCAGAUUCUGUGUCAACUGGUUCUGUAUUUGGAAGAAGCACCACUCUAAACAUGCAGACAUCUCAGCUUAACACCCCACAGGAUACAUCAUGUACUCAUAUACUUGUGUUUCCUACUUCUGCUUCUGUGCAAGUAGCUUCAGCUACGUAUACCACUGAAAAUUUGGACUUAGCUUUCAAUCCCAACAAUGAUGGAGCAGAUGGAAUGGGUAUCUUUGAUUUGUUAGACACAGGAGAUGAUCUUGACCCUGAUAUCAUUAAUAUCCUUCCUGCAUCUCCAACGGGAUCUCCUGUUCAUUCUCCAGGAUCUCAUUACCCCCAUGGAGGUGAUGCUGGCAAGGGUCAGGGUACUGAUCGGCUACUUUCAACAGAAUCUCAUGAUGAAGUAACUAAUAUUCUUCAGCAACCAUUGGCCCUUGGUUACUUUGUAUCAACUGCCAAAGCGGGUCCGUUACCUGACUGGUUCUGGUCAGCAUGUCCUCAAGCACAAUAUCAGUGUCCCCUUUUUCUUAAGGCCUCUUUGCACCUCCACGUGCCUUCAGUGCAAUCUGACGAGCUGCUUCACAGUAAACACUCCCACCCACUUGACUCAAAUCAGACUUCAGAUGUCCUCAGGUUUGUUUUGGAACAGUACAAUGCACUCUCCUGGCUAACCUGUGACCCUGCAAUCCAGGACAGACGCUCAUGUCUCCCAAUUCAUUUUGUGGUGCUGAAUCAGUUAUAUAACUUUAUCAUGAAUAUGCUGUGA
Messenger RNA from Lipotes vexillifer (Yangtze River dolphin), 2720 nucleotides. It is a transcript of the gene MED13, whose product is annotated as mediator complex subunit 13. The record is from RefSeq and is a predicted model, not a curated record. The transcript has 14 exons. Gene Ontology annotation, biological process: positive regulation of transcription by RNA polymerase II. Gene Ontology annotation, molecular function: transcription coactivator activity. The annotation marks the transcript as partial. Gene Ontology annotation, cellular component: mediator complex. Lineage: Eukaryota; Metazoa; Chordata; Mammalia; Artiodactyla; Lipotidae.